AUGCAAAUAGAUGUGUUUGUCACGUCCAAGGGUCAACCCAACAGGCUCAUGGUGCUUGAUGGCACUGGAAACAUCCCUGGUUCUCAGCUUGGCAACGCCUAUGCGCCACUGGUGACCAAGGGCGCCCUCAUCAUGGGCAACAGCACCACCUUGACCAUUCUCCCACUGGGCACCAUGAACCAGCUGCUCACCGCUGACACCAAUGCCACAAAUGGCAUCAAGUGGGCGCAGGGCGACCACACCACUCUGAACAAUGUUGGCACCAACACCCACGCACAGAUUGACACCUUCAUUGGAUCCAAGGGCGCAGCAUCUGGACUUGCAUUGCUUGAUGCGUUGAGCUUUGUGCUGGUGGUGCAGUUGGGCAAUAUGGGCAGCACCAUGCCUGUCGCCAUGCUGCUCACCAUUGUGUGCCCAUGGACUGAGGCCAGAUGGGCUGGUGAUCUCAAUGUGCUCAAGACCACUGGUACACUUGUGCCCAUGUACUUGGGUGCAAUCAAUGGUGGCGCCAACAACACCUACUUUGUCAACCUCACUGACCACACCCAGCAGCCCCAUGCCAUUGAGAUCAUGCUCAAGAACACAUGCACUGUGUUGCUCAUUGUUGACCCUGGCAACAGCGCACAGCUGCUGCUCAACGGAGGCUACUACUUGGAGCUGGGUACACACACCUUCAUGGUCCUGGCGCUGGCCUUCAUGCUGUGCAGCAUCACCAUGGGCACCUACAUGGACAAGUGGAGUGGUGGCAACAGCAUCACCUAUGUGGAGGCCACCAGGAUGGACCACCAGAAAACGUGGCAUGUCAUGUAA
Messenger RNA from Acanthamoeba castellanii str. Neff, 810 nucleotides. RefSeq lists its product as uncharacterized. The coding region runs from base 1 to 810 and encodes 269 amino acids. Lineage: Eukaryota; Discosea; Longamoebia; Acanthamoebidae. The transcript is spliced from 2 exons. The record is from RefSeq and is a predicted model, not a curated record.